This is a messenger RNA of Adineta ricciae, 624 nucleotides long. Lineage: Eukaryota; Metazoa; Rotifera; Eurotatoria; Adinetida; Adinetidae. The record is from the annotation of a GenBank genome assembly.
AUGCAGAAUAUCAUUUCGGCGUUGAGUGAUCUGGUUGCAACUAAUUCGAUCGUUACACAACAGUCUCCAGUAACAUUACAAGAGCGACAAAUGGCGGAACAUCUUGCCGAUACUGUUAAAUUUAUGAGUAGUGGACAAAAAGUUGAUUACGUUGAAGAAACAACUUUGGAUUUCGGUCGUUAUACCGACGAUGAAGACAGUGAAGAGGAGGAAGAAUUCAUGGUGAACGAGAAAGAAAGUGAAGAAAUGGAUGAAGAUUGGCACGACAAAGAGUUAGCUUUGGAAAAAUAUAAUUUAAAAAGCUUUUCAGAAGAGUUUAUGCGUCACGUUAUCGAUUUCGUUGAUCACGCAGGACCAGGAAGUAGACAUGGCAGAUCUUGGAAAGCCAUUCAUCACCGAUUUCGAACAAUCCCAGACAAAAGUUAUAUUUCACGUUUUCGAAAAUAUUUGGAACAUCAUGGGACGAAGCGACAAAAGACUCAAGAUCUGGAUAGUUUGGUUUAUAAAAAGUUCGUUGAUGCCAGACAAAAGAAUCUCGUUGUUCAUGAUUUGGAUAUCCAGCGAUGGGGUUUAAAAAUAGCUAAAGAAGUAAAGUUCGACGACUUUCAUGCGUCUCAUGGUUGA